Loa loa (African eye worm) is the source of this 618-nucleotide messenger RNA. RefSeq lists its product as hypothetical. Gene Ontology annotation, biological process: intracellular signal transduction. Lineage: Eukaryota; Metazoa; Nematoda; Chromadorea; Rhabditida; Onchocercidae. The transcript has 5 exons. The coding region runs from base 1 to 618 and encodes 205 amino acids. The record is from RefSeq and is a predicted model, not a curated record.
AUGGAAGCAGAACAUAAUAACAUAAGUACAAGUAAUCGAAGAAAACAAUCUGUUAAUGAACAAAUCAUGACAACAGCGCCAUAUUUUUCAAGAAAAUCAUCACCAUUGCGUAGUUCGUUGAUAAAAGGUGAAGAUCGAAAUCGUUCAUCACAAACAAAAUAUGUCAGUUUCAGUAUGCAAAAAAAUGAAAAAAAAAUAUGCAAUGUAUCAGAUUGUAUACAAAUGAUGCAAAAUGCUACAGAAUUUAUCAAAUUACGAGCAAAUAUUCGCCAAUUUCAUCGAACAUUUACCUUAGAUUCAAAUUUGUCGCAUAUACGUUGGACACCAACAAAUAAGAAACCUCAUAAAGCUAAAAUAGCUAUUGAAAGUAUCAAAGAAGUACGUAUUGGAAGGAAUACCGAAUUACAUCGUGCAUCAGAAAAUUACGCAAAUGAUAUGCAGGAAGAAUGUGCAUUUUCAAUAAUUCAUGGUGACCAAUAUGAAUGUCUCGAUUUGAUAGCUAAAACACCUGAAAUUGCAAAAAUUUGGAUUACUGGACUGAUGUCACUUAUUUCCAAUCAUUCCGGUAUUUUACAGUAUUAUUUUUGCAAAAAAAUAUGGUACACAAUAAUGGAAUAA